UGUGCGCUUUAUACGCUAUCUUUACGCUUAUCGCACGCACACAAAGACCCUUCUUCCAUUUCCCCGCGUCUUUAUCCCUUCUAUAUAUACGUACCUCUCUUUCUUUUCUCAUCUUCAUCAGCCAACUCAUUCCAUCUCCAUCUCUCUGCUUUCAAGAGACUCUGUUCCCGAACAUGGCUUGCUUGGUUUCUCGUACCGGAAGGGAGCUGCAAAGAUACAAUCAUAUGGGGUUUCGCCAAGUUGUUGGUUGUAUACCCUAUAGAUUCAAAUGCAGCGAAGAUGGGGUCAAAAUUCGUGAUGCAUAUGAGGUGCUUGUGAUAAGUUCUCAAAAGGGACAAGGCCUGAUGUUUCCCAAGGGUGGUUGGGAACUCGAUGAAUCCUUGGAACAAGCUGCUUGUAGAGAAUCGCUUGAAGAAGCUGGUGUUGUUGGGAAAGUUGAGUCUGAACUUGGAAAAUGGAGAUUCAUCAGCAAAAGCCAAGGCACAUACUAUGAAGGCUAUAUGUUCCCUUUGUUUGUUGAGGAGCAACUUGAGCUGUGGCCAGAGAAACAUGUUCGACAAAGAAUAUGGAUGGGUGUAGGUGAAGCUAGAGAAGUGUGUAGACAUUGGUGGAUGAAGGAAGCUUUAGAUAUCUUAGUUGAAAGACUAGCAACAUCCAUGGGAGAGCAAAAGGAUGGUGAUGAUCUGUGAUAGAAAGCUUUCUUGUAAAUAUGGGAAGGAAAAAUGAUGAUGGUUGGGUUGGGUUGGGUCUGUUCAUGAGGCUAUACCCAACUUUCUUUAGUUCUUGAUAUGUAUCUUCUUCAAUUUUGAAAGAAUACAAAAAUGGAUAUGGUUGAUACCCAAUUUGGGGUUAGCUCUCUCAAUCAAUACUUUCACUUUUCCA
Molecule: messenger RNA, 882 nt
Organism: Cucurbita maxima (winter squash)
Lineage: Eukaryota; Viridiplantae; Streptophyta; Magnoliopsida; Cucurbitales; Cucurbitaceae
Product: nudix hydrolase 17, mitochondrial-like
Exons: 5
Coding region: 174-689 (171 amino acids)
Cellular component (GO): cytoplasm; nucleus
Molecular function (GO): pyrophosphatase activity
Source: RefSeq, a predicted model, not a curated record